Trematomus bernacchii (emerald rockcod) is the source of this 2496-nucleotide messenger RNA. It is a transcript of the gene plppr3b, whose product is annotated as phospholipid phosphatase related 3b. Bases 154 to 2304 code for a protein of 716 amino acids. Gene Ontology annotation, molecular function: phosphatidate phosphatase activity. The transcript is spliced from 8 exons. Gene Ontology annotation, biological process: phospholipid dephosphorylation; signal transduction; phospholipid metabolic process. NCBI's taxonomy places the organism in Eukaryota, Metazoa, Chordata, Actinopteri, Perciformes, Nototheniidae. The record is from RefSeq and is a predicted model, not a curated record.
UCGGUCGCAGCUCUUGUUUUCUGGGAGGAUAAUCCGGGCUAACGGAACCAGACCGGUUCUCACCGAGCCUCUGUAACCCGGGACAACCAGCGGGAGGGUCCGGUACCGGCUCCGGUUCUGCAGAAACGUGACGGGAAUCAAAGGUCGAUCAGGAUGAUGAUGAACUCUGAGAAGAUGAUAAAGAAGAAACCUCCAAAGGACAGUCUGACUCUGCUGCCAUGUUUCUACUUUGUAGAGCUGCCCAUCGUGGCUUCUUCUAUGGUGUCGCUGUACUUCCUGGAGCUGACGGACGUGGUGCAGCCGGCGCUGGUCGGGUUCAGAUGUCACGACAGAGAGCUCAGCAUGCCGUACGUCGACUCUGGAGACGAGCUGAUCCCUAUGUUGAUGCUGCUGAGCCUCGCAUUCGCUGGGCCUGCUGCCUCGAUCAUGCUGGUGGAGGGGAUGAUCUACUGUCUGCAGUCCAGGCUGAGGCUCCGCCGGCCGGAGGGCAGCAUCAACGCUGGAGGCUGCAACUUCAACUCCUUCCUCAGGAGGACGGUGCGCUUCGUAGGUGUGCAUGUGUUUGGCCUGUGUGCGACGGCCUUGCUGACGGACAUCAUCCAGCUGUCCACAGGUUAUCACGCUCCCUUCUUCCUCACCGUCUGUAAACCCAACUACACGCUGGCCGGCUGCGACAGAAACUCUUACAUCACCAGAGACGUGUGUUCAGGGACGGACCAACACGCCAUCAUGGCCGCCAGGAAAACCUUCCCUUCCCAGCAUGCAACUCUGUCUGCCUUCGCUGCUGUCUAUGUUUCUAUGUAUUUCAACGCGACCAUCUCCGACAGCACCAAGCUGCUCAAACCGGUCCUGGUGUUUGCGUUUGCGAUCGCGGCGGCUCUGACGGGUCUGACUCAGAUCACACAGCACCGCAGCCAUCCGAGCGACGUCUACGUGGGAUUCAUGAUCGGAGCCUUCAUCGCCGCCUAUCUGGCUUGUCACGCUGUCGCCAACUUCAAGUCCUCUGAUGAUAUCAUCCCAGCCCCGCCUCCACCACCGCCGAAAGAAGAUCCCCUUCGAGCGCUGACGGAGCGAGGACACGAGUCCGUCUACAACAAAGGUCCCGCCUCGGCAUCUGAGAGCAACGACGAGAUCACGGCGACCCCGGUACCAAGAGUUGGGAUGGAUACGUCCCUGCAGGGGUCUCCGGGGGAAAGUCUGAAGAGAGCCAGCGUUGACGUGGAACUACUGGCCCCUCGGAGCCCAAUGGGGAAAGAAACAAUGCUCACCUUUAGCAACACCUUACCGAGGAGUAGCAUGAACGUGGAUGGUUUCCUGGAGGAAGUAGGUCCAAUGCAACCCAUGCAACAAGUGCAACAAGUGCAACCAGUGCAACCAGUGCAAAGGCGUUUGAAAGCGGUUCAGGGGCCGGUCGAUCCAAUGCGUUCCCAGCAACUGGUGUCAGAGUGGAAGCAGAAAUCGAUGGAAAUGAGAGGCGUUCGGGAUGAAGUGGAACGUGAGAAUAGCGAAGAUGGAGGAUCGGAGGUGGGAUCAUCUGUGGGGACGGAUGAUUCAACAACACCCGUGUUCCCAGUUCAUUCUGUGAGGGCGCCGUCCAGUCGUAAUAACCCCACUCCGCCUCCAGUUGGCGCCAAAGCUGUAGCGACUCCCCGCCCGCCACAGAUCCAAGAAGCAGCGCCGCCUCAAGUGUCUCCGAAAAGCGCUUUGACUCGGGCGAAGUGGCUCUCAAUUCGGGAGAAAACGAGUGGCGGUGAGGCGUCGAAUCGCACCAAUCAACCUCGUUUAAUGCAAGUUAUCGCCAUGUCCAAACAGCAGGGGCUCCUCCCUUCUUCUUCCACCUCUUCGGGGGAAAAGUCCUCCGAAACCACUUCCACCUCCUCCUCCUCAAACGCCAACGAGUCGCCGCAUUACCGCGAACAUAAAGAAAAUCCGGGUAUUGUCACUGUUGACGCUCAUGCCCCGCAUCAUCCAGUAGUUCAAGCCCCGUCCCCUCUGCAAGCCCCGCCCCUAGCAGGAAACGGUAAUCCAUGGGAGUGGGGAGCGAGGCCAAGUGACCCGCGAGACUCCUACGAUCUGAACAGCUUGACCAGAGGCGAUUCCUCCGCUCACGGGAGCAGUUUUCGGCCUCAUCGCUCAGCCUCUCCAGGUGCUGAUCCUCAGAGAGAGAUUGCUGUGGAGGCUCAGCGCCGAGAAAUGGCCAUGAGACGCAAAACGGCUCUGGUUCUGCUGGACCGAGAGAUCAGGAACCAGACGGAGCAGGAGAACUAUUACAAGAGUCUGCAGGGACGCAGGUUCAAGGAGUAGAACCUUUCAAAACAAAAGCCUUAUGUGGCAGCGGGGUGUGGUUAGAGCGCCGUGGAGUGAUGGGAGACCAGACAGCUGAUCAGAAUCAGGCAAUAGAGCGGUGCAGUGAUGACGUACUUUUGUAGGCCGACCCGGAAGUAAGCUGCAAGGGUUCCCUCGACAAAAAAGCAACGGGAUUUCUCCAUAGGAAUU